Messenger RNA from Medioppia subpectinata, 501 nucleotides. Lineage: Eukaryota; Metazoa; Arthropoda; Arachnida; Sarcoptiformes; Oppiidae. The record is from the annotation of a GenBank genome assembly.
UUUUUGUUUUACUUUUUUCACUUUACUCUACCAUUGAUUGCUUUUACAUCCAAACUAUUGAAUGACAUUCACUGCUAAUAAACUAAUUAAGAGUUUGGUUUCGGAUUUACUUCUAGUCAUUCAUUAGUUUUCUCAAAAUAAUAAUAUUUUUGUUUUGAUGAAAAAAUGCGACCAAUUUUUACCUGUAAUCACCUCUCCUUCAAAAUGGAUAUAUUUUAUGCGAUUUUAUUCAUAUUUAUCGUCGAAGACAUCAGUUCUGUUAACUCGUGUGGAUAUCCCGGCUCUCCAGCGCACGCCUCCAUCUCAUUGACCACAGACUCCAUCCGAAACGGAACGAUAGCCACAUAUACUUGUGAUAACGGCUACGAACUCUUAGGACCCGCGGAUGACAUUGAACUGGAUCUGAUUGAGCGCAGUGCCUGUCCUGUUAUGAUAUGUCCCCAAACCCCCAGAGCACUAGUACUCUACUCUCCUGUAACCAAAUACCUGUGCAAAACAUAA